Plasmodium gonderi is the source of this 1230-nucleotide messenger RNA. RefSeq names its product peptidyl-prolyl cis-trans isomerase. Gene Ontology annotation, molecular function: protein binding. The transcript has 2 exons. Bases 1 to 1230 code for a protein of 409 amino acids. The record is from RefSeq and is a predicted model, not a curated record. Lineage: Eukaryota; Apicomplexa; Aconoidasida; Haemosporida; Plasmodiidae.
AUGAAUAUUAAAACAUCAGAAGAUGUGUACAAAUUUGUGAAAGACUGUAUAAAAAUAAAAGAAGAAAUAGAUAAUACGAAAAAACUUCCUAAAAAAGAAAAAAAAAACACAUGUGAGUCGAAAAACAAGCCAUCAAAAUACAAUUUUGAUUAUUCAAAAUUUGAGAGUUGCCUUAAAGAAAUUGAAGAUGAUGAAGAGGAAAAAGAGAAUAUACAAGAAAAGAAGCAACACAUUUUAAAUAAUAGGAACCCAUGCACACAUGAUCAUUCAAAGGAAAGACAGCUAUAUGAAAAAGAUUCAAAAGAAAAUAUAAAAGCAUCUAAUGCUUUUAAUGAAGAAGGGAAAAAAGCAUUUUACGAAAAAAAUUAUAAACUUGCUUGUAUUUACUUUAGAAAAGGAUUAAUACAAUUGGAUUACUCUUUCCCAGAAUUAAAACAAGAAAAAGAUGAACAAAGCAAGCUUGAAAUUAAUUUACAUUUGAACAUGGCCAUAACCAAAUUUCACAUGUCUAACUAUUACGAGUGCAUCAGUGAAUGUUCAACGGUACUCAACCUCGACAAAAAUAACGUAAAAGCCCACUACCGAAAAGGACAAGCCUAUAUGUGCCUGGAUAUGUAUAACGAAGCCAAGAUUGAGUUCUUAAAAGUACUAGAGAUAAACCCGGCAGACAAAUAUGUCAAAAAUUCCCUACUUACUUUAAAAAGAAAGAUAUUAAUUUAUAAUAAGAAGGAAAAAUUAGUUUGCUCAAAAGUUUUUUCUUCUAAUGAAAAUAAAGAAAACAAUUUAAUGAAUCAACAAAUGGUUUCCAAUAAUGAUAGCGAAAAAAAUCAAAUAAAUCACCAGAAUAGCGAAGACAAGCAUUCGGAUGAAUGUAACAAUAAACCGAUGAUGACCAUGCAAGACGAUUUCAAAAAUGAGUUCAACAAUAGCGUCGAGCUGUUAAAUUGUACGGAAAAUAAUCAUAACUUUAAUACGUAUAAAAUGAAGGAAUACAUCAAUACUUCUACAACAAAUGAGUCAAAAGCAUUUGGAAGCUAUACACAAAUCCUUUUAUUAAACAACGUGUUCUUAUACCUCCUUGUUUGCUUUUUUGUUUUUUUAUUACUGUUUCUUUUUAUGUUCCUUUUUACAUCGUACAAAAUUUUUUUCACUUUUUUUCUUACAGCCUUGUCAAUUUUAUUCCUUGUGUAUUACUUAUUCGUGUAUACUUAUAUCCCAGCAAAAAAAUAA